AUGCUGGCUUUAUCAUCAUCACUGAGGCUUCCCGUCUCCCUGCUGCUGCUUCUGGCGGCACAGGUCAAAGACAUCAACGCCGACCAAGGUCUGCCCACAGCCAUCCGAAAGAUGGGCAGCGACCCAGGAGAGAAGUUCUUGGAUGAGUACCUUGGGUUUGCGGCCGGCGACGAGGUCACACAGGUCGGUACUCAGGCACGAGCAGCGGUGCCGGCCUCAGGCGUUCUCACGGCCGAAGAGGAGGAACCUUUGGCAGCCAACGCAUCAGCAUCGAUACCCUUCCGCGCCCCUUUCGCAGCGCACUUCUUCUCAGGCGUGGAGGAGAAUCUGGAGGACAGAGAUGCUCGGGACGUGUGGGAUCUGUAUAGGAGGGCCAAGCUCAUCGAGGUGAGGUUAGGGAAGAGGGCCUAUGCCUGUCCGACUGGGACGUCAGACUGCUCGUCAAUCGGCUACCCCGACAGCUGCUGUCAGUCGGGAACGACCUGCGUCAAGAUCACAGACACGGGCUUGGGCUCUGUGGGGUGUUGUCCAGACAGCGAGUCCUGCUCGGGCUCGAUCGCAUGCUCAGGGAGCCAGCAGGGGUGUUCUUCCGAGUCUGGUGGAGGGUGCUGCAUCGAUGGGUUCGCAUGCGCAAGCGUUGGGUGUAAGUCCAUUCGCAGAGCUCCCUCCUGUCUCCUCCCCAGGAGGAAAGUCUUGAUAUCUAACAAACCACACAGGCACACAGACUAG
This is a messenger RNA of Cryphonectria parasitica EP155, 729 nucleotides long. RefSeq lists its product as uncharacterized. Lineage: Eukaryota; Fungi; Ascomycota; Sordariomycetes; Diaporthales; Cryphonectriaceae. The record is from RefSeq and is a predicted model, not a curated record. Bases 1 to 729 code for a protein of 242 amino acids. The transcript has a single exon.